AUGAACACUGGGGUUGACACAACUAAACCAACAACGUUUAGUGCAAUUUUUAAGCACAUUUCACCACCAACCGCUGUGGAUAAUUGCCUUUAUUGCCACCUAAUUCAUCCUAAAUUAAAAAACCUUGUCAUUACUCGUGGUGGAUUCGUUGAAAUAUAUAAUGUUAAAUCCAGUGCUUCUGGGGAAACGCGAUUUAAUUGGGUAUACGGAACAUCCGUAUACGAAAAUAUCGCUGACAUUGUCACUGUACGCUUCACAGGUGAUCUUUUAGAUUCACUCCUUCUGAGUUUCCCGGAAGCUAAGGUUGCUGUAAUGAACUUCAAUCCUGUCACAUUUGAACUAAGGACCUUAUCCCUUCACAACUACGAAUUUGAAAACCUUAAGUCAGGUCGAAUGAACUUUACAAAGCUUCCUAUUCUAAGGCUAGAUCCACACCAACGUUGUGCCGUUAUGCUAGUAUACGACCGUCAUCUCGCCGUUUUACCUUUCCGACGUACAGAAGUUUUAGUGUCCGCAGAAACAGAUCCAAAACAUAUUAGUGUCAGAAACUCGCUUUUGUGGCAGCAAAGAGCGACAGCACCAUUAUUAGCCACGUUUACGACGUGUCUAAGCACAUCAACUGGAGAAAAGAUUAACAAUGUCCUUGACAUGCAAUUUCUUUACGGAUUUUAUGAACCAACAUUGUUGGUGCUAUAUGAACCCAUUGGUACGUGGGCAGGACGCGUUUCAGCUCGAAGAGACACAUGCUGCAUUGUGGCACUAUCUUUCAACCUUCAAAAGCGGACGAAUCCAGUUAUAUGGUUUCAAGAAUCUCUACCAUUUGACUGUCGUUCAGUCAUUUCUGUACCUCAACCAAUAGGUGGAGUCGUAGUUAUGGCUGCAAAUUCCAUUUUAUAUUUGAAACAGACGCUCCCAUCAUGUGGUCUCCCACUAAACUGCUAUGCACAAAUAUCGACCAAUUUUCCUAUGCGUCAAGACGUGCCAUCUUGCGGUCCGUUAAGCAUUGACGGUUGUCGUGUAGUUACUUUAAAUGAAACACAGUUUUUGAUUGGUACACGAUCUGGGAAUCUCUAUUUGCUCUCACUCUGGCUUGAACAAGCCACUCAGACUGUGACCAGUUUGCUGUUUCAUAAAGUUGGUCACGCAGUACCUCCUCAGUGUAUGGUUCUUCUAGAAUCGAAAUAUCUAUUCAUUGGUUCACGCUUUUGCGACUCUGUCUUAAUGAAAAUCGAUUAUUCUUUAUUAUGUGUUGAUGCAAAUGGAAAAGAAGUAGAUCAUCAGCUGUUAGAUCAAUCUAGUGGUACUAAUAAUACGUUAAAGAAUUCAAAACUUGCAGAUGGCAAAAGUAUUGUUGAAGACGAUUCCGAUGAGAUUCCUAAUAAAUGUCCUCGUAUAGAAAGAGAAGGAGAAAACGACAAGAUGAUAUCAAAGUCGCUAUCACAAAGUACAAAAAGGAAUACACUAAAUGAAAGUGAUAUCGUAUCAGACAAUCAUUAUAAAUUUGAUGACGUCGAUGUUGAACUCUAUGGUGAAAGUAUUCUUAGUCCGCCUUCGAUUUAUCGAGAAAUUAUUAAUUAUAGUUUUAAAGUAGUAGACCGAUUGAUCAACUUGGGACCAAUGGGACAACUAACGUCUGGUGAAGUUCCAUGUUUAGCUCCUGGUAAUACUGAUCCUACAGAUGAGGCUCUUACUUAUGCACAAGCAGAGAUGCACCAUGUUGAGUUAAUGGCAUGUAUACCACGUUCAUUUAAUGUACCAACUGAGAAGAAUCCGGUUUCUGGUGGAGGUGUAGCACUUUUGCAUACAAGUGUAAGACCAAGAGGUUUAACUGCUUUUGAAUUGCCUGAAUAUAUGAGUUUAUGGUCCCUUUAUGGUCCACCUAUAGUUACUCCUGUUCAAAGCAUUCCUUCCUCUCCUGUUAGUAAACCUUCAAUUGGAACAAACAGUAGUCCAACCACAGCUUCAAACGGAAAACUAGAAAUACCAGACAUUCAUUCAGAAGAAGAAAAGAUAGAUGAGAAUUUAGUAGAAAAACCAACAGAACUCAACGAAGAUACUGAGAAAACUACAGGUGUCACUGAAUGCAUUACAGAUAAUGAUACAGACAAAGAAACUUCUAAGGAUAAUGAACCAGUUGUAAAUAUAUUUGAUGAAAAUGAAAAAAAAGUUGUAAAUGAAGACAAUUUUGAUGCAGAAUCGGAGCUAUCUAAUGAUCUAACACAUAGUUAUCUUUUACUGACUAGAGAAGAUUCUACAAUGAUUCUUGAAGUGAGUCAUGAAAUAGUGGAACUUGAAGUAAGUGGAUUCAAUACUACAGAAAUGACUGUGGGUGCAUUCAAUUUGGGUUUUGAAUACAUUCAACAAGUUAGACGAGAAACAAAUAAAAACAAUAAUGAUUCUGAUAAUAUGCCAGAUCAAUUGACUAAUUUUGCAACCACUAAGUUAACCAAACGAAAUGAAAUGAAAUCUCCUAAAGAAUAUAUUGUGGGAAUUGAUUAUCCCUACAUAUUACAGGUUUCACCUACAUCUUUACGUUUACUUGAUGGUCCAAGACUUAUAGAGUAUGUUCAAGUGACAUUAGAAUGGCGUAUACAUUUAGCUAGUUGUGCUGAUCCUUAUAUUUUAUUAUGUACUGAAGAUGAUGAAUUAUUUUUAGUACGGUUAAAAAGUCAAGAUGACAUUAAUAGAUUUAGUCCAAUAAAAAAGUCAAAUAAUAAAGUUAUUACAUCUACACUAAUCGAUGAAAAUGGUGAUCAACCUGCAAAAUCAAUAUCUACAACUCAUUUAGAAGUGAUCAGACCGAAAGUUAAACAGGUAUCUGCACCGCUUUGUUUCAGUUUAUAUCAUGAUUAUGCUGGACGUUUAACUCGAUGGCUGUGGGCUUGUAAAGACUUACCAGCUGACAAUUCAUUUUUCAACCUACACACAACUGCUUCUGUGGAUCACUUAGUUUCUUGUCCAGGAAUUACAUCUUGGCCAGAACCUGGGUCAACUACUCCAGCUGCGGAUUUCACAGCACCAUUCGCUUCACCAACAGAGAAAUCCGCACAGUUGAUCAGUGCAUCAGAAGAAGAAAGUAUUCUACUUUAUGGUGAACCAAUUGAAAUUUGUAAAAGAGAAGGUUCUGUAGCGCUUGGUAAUAGUACAUUGCAACCACCUAAAUUUUCUCUGUCUACUACAUCUCAUUCAUCUUUAAACAAUAGUUUGACGGAAGCUAAUGUUAUGGAUGAUUUAACAGAAGAAAAACUGUCGAAGUAUUUCGCAUUUAUUGUAUUCACCAAUGGUGUGCUUGAAAUUUAUAGUUUACCCGAUUUCACUUUACUCUAUGAAGUCCAUCAUUUCACAGAUCUUCCACAAAUGUUGAUAGAUCAUCGAGGUGUAAGUAGUGAACAACUUCAUAAGCCGUAUACAAACUCACAAAAUGUACCAUAUACAGAAGACGAAAGUAUACCACCGUCGAUUUUGGAAAUUCUUGUCUAUCCUGUCGGAAUCGAUAAAGAUCGCCCAGUGUUAAUGGUUCGAACUAGUCAAGAAAUAGCAUUUUUUGAAGCAUUAUGCCCUCUACCAGAUGAAGCGUAUCCUCUUAUUUCCGGAACGUUUUAUGAAGGAAGAUUACGCUGGAGACGUUUACCUUUACCUUGUCCACUUGUUGCACCACGUCGUGUCCGAACUGAUCCGAAAAUUAUGGAUGUUCAGUCCACAUUAUUAACAAGAACACAUAUGCUGAGAAGUUUCGAAAAUAUUGGAGACCAUCGUGGUGUAUUUGUAUGUGGAGGAAAUCCUAUUUGGUUAUUUGCUACAGAAUCGGGACAACUUCGUGUAUUUCCACAUUCAAUCGAUGGAAUAAUGGGUAGUUUCGCACCAUUAAAUGCAGAAAUUUGUCAUUCAGGAUUUGUCUAUUUUACAUUCUCUAAUGAAAUGCGUCUAGCUACCCUACCUCCAGGCUAUUCGUUUAAUGAACAUUUAGGAAUAAAAUGGAUUACUCUUGAUCCAGUGCCUUACUAUGUACAAUACCAUGUAGAAAGUAAGACAUACGCUGUUGUCGGUAUUCAUUCAGAACCGUGUAAAUCUGUAUUUCGAUUAAAUGCUGAAGGUAAUAAAGAAGAAGAUGUUUUAGUUCGUCCUAAAACAUGUGUUCUACCAACCUUAGACUAUUACUCUUUACAAAUGUAUGCACCAAAUUUAACUGCUAAUCAUCGUAAUAAACAAUCCCCAUGGCUAUUGAUUCCCAAUACGCUCAUUGAAUUUGAACCGUGGGAAGUUGUCACAUGUUUGAUUACAGCACAAUUAGCAUCUGAAGAGACGUUUCAUGGCACAAAAGAUUAUUUGGCUUUAGGUGCAAAUUUAUCAUAUGGUGAAGAAAUACCUGUACGUGGUCGAAUUCUAAUUUUAGACGUGAUUGAUGUAGUACCAGAACCUGGUCAACCACUUACACGACAUAAAUUGAAAAUUAUACAUGAUGGUGAGCAAAAGGGUCCAGUGACAGCUUUAACUAGCUGUCAGGGUCAUUUAAUCAGUGCAAUUGGACAAAAGAUCUAUAUUUGGACAUUGAAGAAUACUGAUCUUGUGGGUGUAGCAUUUGUUGACUCGGAAUUAUACAUCCAUAAUUUAUUAUGUGUGAAAAAUUUAGUUUUAGCAGCUGAUGUAUUAAAAUCUGUUCAGUUGUUAAGAUUUCAAUCAGAUUUACGUGUUCUCUCUGUUGUCAGUCGAGAUAAUAUCUCUAGAGAAGUGUAUACAUCCAACUUUUUUGUAGAUGGUCGACGUUUAGGAUUCAUGGUAUCUGAUGAAUUGGGGAAUGUUACCAUCUAUAGUUAUGAUCCAUUAGAUCCUUCAAGUCGUUCUGGAAGACGGCUUGUUCGUUGUGCAGAUAUGCGUUUACCAUCUCGUGCAACCUGUUCACUUCGUGUGGCCAAUCGACUUAGACAUGCUUUACUCUCAGUUAAACCUUCGUCAACAACUACAGCGUCAACAUUGACAGCAGGAACUUCAGCGACCAACCAAAAUCCUACUAAUACUAUUUUAGAUAAUAUAAGUCUUGUUGAUUCUGUUAGUCAAAUGAAUAACUUAAAACAAUCACAACAACAAUCUACAGCUGCACAACAAGGGACCACCAAUCCUAACUCUGGUGUUGAUCCAGAGAAAUUUAGACAGUCUAUAUAUUUUGGCAGUCAGAAUGGUUCUAUUUACCGAAUCGGUCCUAUACGUGAUAAAAUGUAUAGUCGCCUUCGUAUAACUGAGAAAAAUUUAAUCCAUCAUCUUGGACCUAUAUGUGGUAUGCCGCCUAAAUCAUGUUGGUCAUAUAAUCGUCCUCAACCAGAAUUAGCUAAUCCAUGCGGUAAAGUUGCAGACGGUGAUUUAAUUUGGCGUUAUCUAACUUUACCACAUUGUCAACGUUUAGAGAUAGCUAAAAAAUCCGGUCAAAGUUUAGAAAGUAUAAUGGAUGAUAUUGCAGAAUUGAUUGCAACUACAUUGCAUUUCUGA
This is a messenger RNA of Schistosoma guineensis, 5481 nucleotides long. Lineage: Eukaryota; Metazoa; Platyhelminthes; Trematoda; Strigeidida; Schistosomatidae. The record is from the annotation of a GenBank genome assembly.